This is a messenger RNA of Astrephomene gubernaculifera, 1551 nucleotides long. Lineage: Eukaryota; Viridiplantae; Chlorophyta; Chlorophyceae; Chlamydomonadales; Astrephomenaceae. The record is from the annotation of a GenBank genome assembly.
GGUAACUGCAUGCUGAGGACGGCAACGCCGUUUGGCUAAAGUUUGCCGGACGGCCUAACUGCCGUUAAUCAUAUCCAACCUUUUGGAGUUAUGUUAAAUCGGAUUGCCAGUGUACCUCAUGUAAUGCCACCCUUUUGUCUUUGCUCAUCACUAUCCUUCAAUCGCUCAACUAAAAAUUUCAAAGCUCAAGACACAGUUGAUGCACAUGAUACAAGCCAACAACCGCAUUGUGCAAAACGUAACUAGCACUACUCUCUGCUUAGGCAUAUUUUUUUGCGUAUGACUCCAUUUCCCAAUGGAACCUCACUCUAUUCUCAUUCAGUCUUUGGUUCUAGUUGACAGAAGUAUUCUUGUUGACCAAAUGCAAUAGAUGAACCACCAGCCGCAGUGGGAUCUAUGCGCCCUGUGCGGGCAAGACCGGAAAGCCUGCAAUGGUAAACUAGGCCCGUUCCUUGGUCCUCUUGAUGACGGCAAUCGCAACGGCAUAGGCGUGUACAUCCACCGCGAGUGCGCGCUAUGGAGUUCCGAGGUCUAUCACAGCGGGGAUGGGUCCACCCUUCGCAACGUCGGCAAGGCCAUACGCCGGGGCAGGCAGCUGAGGUGCGGCGCCUGCGGCGAGCGAGGUGCCACACUGGGAUGCCGAGUGGACCGCUGCAACGUGUCGUACCACGUCCACUGCGCCCGCGCGUGCGGCUGCGCCUUCAACGAGGCGCGCUACCUCAUCGCCUGCCCCCGCCACGCAGCUGCGUUCCGUCACGAGGCGGAGGAGGCGCGCAGGGGCCUCUCCGCAGCCCAGUGGGAGCUGCCCGGCCGCACCCCCACCAUGGCCGCCGCCGCCCGCCGCGAGAGUCCCGUGGGUCGGUCCACUCCCGCGGCCUGGCGGAACCUGCUCCGCCGCGAGUCCGGAGGCGGCGGCCAGCAGCCCCCCUCCUCCGGAUUGCCAGCUGCUGCAGGGCCACCACCACCACCACCUCCUCCUGCUGCUGGUGGUGCUGGGCGGCAGCAGGAGCAGCCACUGCCACUGCCACUGCCGCAGCAGCAGCGCCGGUCUAGCGGCGGCGGCGGGGUUGAGGCUGGCGCCCCGGGUUGGGGUCGGGAGGAGGGCGGGCGGCAACGGCCCAGCAAAAGACGCAAAAUCGACUACACCGCCGCCGCCAAGCACCUGCUGGUAGCUCGCGCCGCGCUGCUGGCGGCCCGACACGCCACCUCCGCCGCCACCGCCGCCGCCGCCGCCGCUGCGGAGGCCGAGGAUGAUGAGGCGGUGUUUGCCGUCAAGGAGCGGCGGCGGUACGACAAGGACACGGCCAAGCUGGCGCCGAUAAUGCUAGGAGGAGGAGGAGCGACGGGAGCAGCAGCAGGAGAAGGAGGAGGAGCAGGGGGCGGCAUCUACAGUCGGGGUUUUGAGUGUGUGGGCGGGUUGCAGCCGGUGAUUGCGGCGCUGCAUGAGAUGGUGCUGCUGCCGCUGCUGCACCCGGGGCUGAUGGAGCGGCUGGGAGUGGCGGGGGCGGCACCACCCAGAGGCAUCCUGCUGCACGGCCUCCCCGGCACCGG